AGUUUUUAUUCUAUCCGAAACAAUUACUGUUUUAAAAUCUACCGCUCUCUUUUCGUUGUCUUUUUCCGUUUUUACAUUCGUUUGAGAGCAAUGUCUCGCAUUUUUGCUGAUGUGACGUCCGCAUCCAAGUGCGCCGUGUUGUUUCCCAAGACUAUUGCGGCGUGUGAGGAGCUCGUCAAGGCGGCGAAGGCGCGCACUGAGCAAUCGCUCAGCAAGAUCUACGAAAUCAGCGCAGCAGAUCGUACAUACGACAACACAGCAAAAACAUUCGACGUUGCGGCAACAGAGCUGGAUGUCUCUGCCAGUCUGCUCUCCGUUGUUGCAAGUGUCUCUCCCAGCAAAGAACUCCGCGAUGAGGCGACAAAGCAGGUUGUGGAGCUGGAGAGCUUCGCCAUCGACAGCUUCGAGUCGAACCGCCGCCUCUACUCCGCGCUCAAGGAGGUGUGCGCCGCCCCUGCGUACAAUGCGGUGUACGGAAGUGGAAAGGCUCCCCGGGAAUACACGUACUGGAUGGAGGAGCAGCUGGCUCACUAUCGCCGCAAGGGUAUGGAGCUGCCGGAGGAAGAGUUCCAGAAGGUGGUCCAACUCCAGAAGGAGCUUGCGGCGCUGUGCACAAAGUUUCAGCAGAACAUCAGCGAGGACAAGACAGAGGUGCACUUUAAGCCGGAGGAGCUGAAGGGCGUGCCGGAAAACAUUGUAUCGGCACUGCAGCGUAACGGCGAGGGUGAGUACAUCCUGAAGAUGGACUAUCCCACGUAUUUUGGGGUGAUGAAGAACUGUGAGGUUGCGUCGACGCGUCAGGGGAUGGCGCGCAUGUUCAACAACCGCGCCUACCCGGUGAACGAUGCGGCGCUGAAGGAGAUCAUCGAGAAGCGGCACCAGCUUGCGAUACUGCUGGGGUACCCGUCGUUUGCGCACCUGUACAUCUCCGACAAGAUGGCGAAGACACCGGAGACGGCGCAGACGUUCGUGGACGAGCUAAUCCCGAAGCUGCAGAAGAAAUGGGCGACAGAGGCAGAGCUCAUCAAGAAGCACCUGCACCCCAGCUGCUCGCUGUCGGCGAACGGCGAGAUUGAGGCGUACGACAUCCCCUUCAUGAUCAACCAGAUCAAGAAGACACUGCUGAACGUGAGCGAGACGGAGAUCCAGGAGUACUUCCCGAUGGACGUGACGGUUAAAGCGCUGUUUGACAUUUACCAGGCGUUCUUCGACGUGACGUUCAGUCAAAUCGACAACGGGUCGGAGCUAUGGCACAGUGACACGAAGACGCUAGAGGUGAAGGAGAACAAGAGCGGCUGUGUCCUGGGGUACAUCAUUCUGGACCUCUUCCCUCGUGAAGGCAAGUAUUCUCAUGCGUGCUGCCACUCCGUCGUUCCUCCUGUGCUGCUUCCAAUUGAGGGUUCGCAGUUCUCGCCGGCUCUCGCGGUGGUGAUCGCGAAUUUUCCGGCUUCCACGGCAGAGCGUCCUGCGCUCUUCUUGCAUGAUGACGUAGAGACUUUCUUCCAUGAGUUUGGCCACGCCAUUCACGGGUUGAUGGGACGCACCCGCAUGACAACUUUUGCCGGAACACGGGUGAAGCGCGACUUUGUGGAGUUGCCGUCGCAGAUGCUGGAGGAAUGGCUGUGGGAACCUGAGAUUCUGCAGAAGAUCACGAGUCACUACAAGACGAAAGAGCCACUGCCGCGCUCCUUGAUCGACGCAAAGGUGGCGUCUAAGAAUGCGUUCAGCGGUCGUGACAUGUUGCGCCAGUUGCAAUUUGCCACGUAUUCUCUUCACAUUUUUGGCCUCCCGUUCUCUGAGCAGCCACAGGAGAAGCUGAAUACCACGCAGCUGUUCUACGACAUUGAGCCGCGUGUGAUGCCGGGCAUGAACUAUGAGCACGACACCCACUUUGAGAGCGCUUUCGGACAUCUGACCGGUUACGGCGCCGGUUAUUAUGGAUACAUGUGGUCGAAGGUGUUCGCCCUUGAUGUUUUUGAGUACAUCCGCUCCCACAACGGCUUGCUUGACCCUAAGUUGGGCAAUCGCUAUGUGGAUUGCAUCAUCGGUGUCGGUGGCAGUCAGGAUCCGAAUGACAUGCUCGCGCGGUUUUUGGGCCGCAAGCCGAACAGCGAGGCGUUUUUGCGAAGCAUCGGUGUCUGA
Molecule: messenger RNA, 2142 nt
Organism: Leptomonas pyrrhocoris
Lineage: Eukaryota; Euglenozoa; Kinetoplastea; Trypanosomatida; Trypanosomatidae
Product: putative mitochondrial thimet oligopeptidase
Exons: 1
Coding region: 91-2142 (683 amino acids)
Biological process (GO): peptide metabolic process; proteolysis
Molecular function (GO): metalloendopeptidase activity
Source: RefSeq, a predicted model, not a curated record